CAUAAAGAACAACAAGUUGCAAAACUUUGAAUAGAAAACCUACACUCCCUCCCAAAUUCAACGAUCUCUUCUUAAGUGUUCAAGUCAAACCAAAUCUUCCAAUUUCAUCUCAUCACCUCCAUCUCCAGAUCCAUUUCCUCUCAAUCCAAAAAAAACAUGACCAAACACAAAACAUAAACCAAACAUCAAACUCAACCAUGUCAACUCAACAAGAUUCACCUACCCCAACAACAACAAAGAAAACCAAAAAUCCAUUCUUAUCAAUCAUAACAGAACCAAUAGAAUGGCUAUCAAUGCUAUCACAUCACCUAAACCCAUCUUUCAUAGCAGGAAUCUUCCUUAUAUAUGGUAUAGGACAAGGCUUCACAGGUUCAUUGUUCAAACUAGUCUCAGAUUAUUACUGGAAAGACAUACAAAAAAUUCAACCUUCAACGGUUCAACUUUAUGUUGGAAUAUAUUUCAUUCCAUGGAUUCUAAAACCCAUCUGGGGUAUUCUAACAGACGCUUUUCCGAUAUUGGGUUAUCGGCGCAGGCCUUAUUUUGUAAUUGCUGGAGUUAUUGGAAUGGUGUCUGCCUCUAUUGUGGCCCUGGGAGGAAACAUUGCGGCUGUGGCGGCUUUGAUGUGUUUUCUUGGUGUGUCUGCUAGUCUUGCUAUUGCUGAUGUUACUAUUGAUGCUUGUAUUGCAAGGAAUAGUAUUGAGGUUCCUGGUUUGGCUCCUGAUUUGCAGACUUUGUGUGGGUUUUGUUCUAGUUCUGGUGCUCUUAUUGGGUUUCUUGUUAGUGGUUUCUUUGUUCAUCAUCUUGGUCCACAGGGGUCACUUGGUCUUAUGGCAAUAUUUCCUGCUUUAACAAUUGUGCUUGGUUUUGUGAUCUAUGAUAAGAAAACCACUGGCUUGCAUAAUGAAAAGAAGCAGGGGGCAAUGGAGAGUGUAGGAAAGACAAUAAGAAGCAUGUACAAAACAAUAAAGUAUCCUCAAGCAUGGAAGCCUUCUCUUUACAUGUUGCUUUCGCUUUCUCUUAAUGUUACCACUCACGAAGGCCAUUUUUACUGGUAUACUGAUGCAAAAGCCGGUCCUGCAUUCUCUCAGGAGUUUGUUGGAGUAAUCUAUGCAAUUGGUGCAGUGGCUUCAAUAAUAGGAGUUCUAAUUUACCACAAGUAUCUAAAAAGCUACACAUUUAGAAACUUAAUAUUCUAUGCACAACUCUUAUAUGCAACAUCAGGUGUAUUAGACUUAUUCUUCGUCCUACGUUGGAAUUUGAAAAUUGGAAUCCCUGACUCCUUUUUUGUUGUCAUUGAAGAAACUGCAUUAAGAAUCACAGGCAAAUUAAGGUGGAUGCCAAUGAUGGUCCUUAGCACAAAACUAUGUCCUAUAGGAAUUGAAGGAACAUUUUUUGCUCUAUUAAUGUGUAUUGAUAGCAUUGGUGUCCUUAUAUCCAAAUGGGGUGGAGGGUUACUACUUCGUUUCGUUCAUGUUACUAGAACUGAUUUUAGUAAACUAUGGUUGGCUGUUCUUAUUAGGGACAUUCUUAGAUUUGUUACACUUGUUUUGGUUUUUCUUGUCCCUAAUGUAGGACCUUAUGAAGGGUUGCUUCCUUCUGAGGUUUGUGAAAUGAAUAAGAGUGAUGUAAAUGUUGAUGAAGAAACCUUGGAGCUUGUUCCUAUGAAUGGGAAUAUUAAAGUUUAGAGUAA
Messenger RNA from Trifolium pratense (red clover), 1690 nucleotides. RefSeq names its product probable folate-biopterin transporter 6. The transcript is spliced from 4 exons. Bases 198 to 1685 code for a protein of 495 amino acids. Gene Ontology annotation, cellular component: membrane. The record is from RefSeq and is a predicted model, not a curated record. NCBI's taxonomy places the organism in Eukaryota, Viridiplantae, Streptophyta, Magnoliopsida, Fabales, Fabaceae.